Molecule: messenger RNA, 4209 nt
Organism: Jaculus jaculus (lesser Egyptian jerboa)
Lineage: Eukaryota; Metazoa; Chordata; Mammalia; Rodentia; Dipodidae
Gene: Vwa5b1
Product: von Willebrand factor A domain containing 5B1
Exons: 23
Coding region: 469-4128 (1219 amino acids)
Source: RefSeq, a predicted model, not a curated record
CACUAGAGCAGCGAGCGCUGGGCUUGGGUACCAGAGCCCUGGUCUGGGUACUCCCUCCAGUACCUUUGGGCACAGGAAGACAGCCACGGUAACUGGGUAGAGUGUUUUCCAAGACACGUGUUGCUUCUGGGGCAAGAGUCUCAGCAACUGUUUGUUUUCUGUGUGUGUUUCUUUCUGCGCCUCCUCCCUGCGUCUUUCUGUCUCAGCUGCACCCCCUUCCUCUCUCAGUCUCCCAUUCCUGCCACCUGUUUCUACCACCUCCCGGUCCCCAUCAUUCCCGAUCCGUCCUCUAGGGCCUCAGGGCACUCAGGCGCUCUGCAGGCUACACACCCCCGCUGCCAGGCUUUUGCCAGCUGCCCUCUGAGUGCCUGGUGUGUGACUCUCUCCAAAGCCACGGCUGAGCGUGCACUCUUCUCUGAGCCUCACAUCUUGGGCUCCUGCGAGGCCCUGAGCUGAGGAGCCAGCAGGAUGCCUGGCCUACUGAACCUCUUCACGGGGGCUGCCCUGCCCCUCACUGCAUCUGAUGUCACCUCCUUCGUCAGUGGGUAUGCCCUGGGCCUGACAGCCUCUCUCACCUAUGGCAACUUGGAAGCUCAGCCCUUCCAAGGUCUCUUUGUGUGCCCCCUGGAUGAGCACACCACGGUGGUCGGCUUUGAGGCAGUCAUUGCUGACCGUGUCGUGACUGUACAAAUCAAGGACAAAGCCAAGUUGGACAGUGGCCACAUGGAUGCUCCUCGUGUCCGAUCUGCGACUGUCACAGGGAACAUUCUGCAAGAGGGGGUUCCCAUCAGCCCUCAUUCCUGCACACCGGGAAAGGUGGCCUUGGAUGAGGAUUUGGAGCGGAUUCUAUUCGUGGUCAACCUGGGCACCAUCACCCCCAUGGAGAACGUCACCAUCUUUAUCAGCACCUCCUCGGAGCUCCCAACACUGCCCAGUGGGGCCAUGAAGGUCCUUCUGCCAGCCAUCUGCACCCCAACCGUACCUCAGUUCUGCACCGAGAGCGCUGCUCCCUCCAGCCAACCUGUUCAAAGCAAGGACCCACGCUGCUUCAGCACCCAGGCCAUGGACUCCUGGAGUACGUUGUGCCUGGCCACUCUCCUGGACACAGAGGUGUCUAAUCCCAUGGAGUAUGACUUCAAAUUCCAGCUGGAGAUCCGAGGCCCAUGUCUGCUCGCAGGAGUGGAGAGUCCCACUCACGAAAUCCGUGCAGACGCUGCCCCGUCCGCCCACUCGGCUAAGAGCAUCAUCAUCACCUUGGCCAACAAGCACACCUUCGACCGGCCCGUGGAGAUCCUCAUCCACCCUAGCGAGCCCCACGUGCCUCAUGUCCUAAUGGAGAAGGGUGACAUGACCCUGGGCGAGUUCAUGCAGCACUUGAAGGGAAGAACGGAUUUCAUCAAGGGGACAAGGAAGGACAGCAGUGCCGAGCGGAAGAUAGAAAUCAUCCGGAAGCGCCUUCACAAAGACAUUCUCCACCAUUCAGUCAUCAUGCUUAACUUCUGUCCUGACCUCCAGUCCGCACAGCCAAACCUGAGGAAGACCCACGGGGAGUUCAUCUUUCUUGUGGACAGAAGCAACAGUAUGAGUGGAACGAACAUCCACCGAGUCAAGGAUGCCAUGCUGGUGGCUCUUAAGAGCCUCAUGCCAGCCUGCCUCUUCAACGUCAUUGGCUUUGGAUCUACAUUUAAGGCCCUCUUUGCUUCCAGCCGGACCUACAAUGAGGAUAACAUCCGGACCAUGCGGGCUGACAUGGGCAGCACCAACAUCCUCUCCCCUCUCAAGUGGGCCAUCCGGCAGCCGGUGCACGAGGGCCAUCCCAGGUUCCUCUUCCUCAUCACGGGUGGUGCUGUGAGCAACACCGGGAAGGUGCUAGAGCUGGUGCGGAACCAUGCCUUCUCCACCAGGUGCUACAGUUUUGGAAUAGGACCCAAUGUCUGCCACCGACUCGUGCAAAGGUUGGCAUCUGUGUCCAAGGGCAACGCAGAGUUCCUGGUGGAGGGGGAACGGCUGCAACCCAAGAUGGUCAAAUCCUUGAAGAAGGCCAUGGCCCCAGUCCUGAGCGAUGUGACUGUGGAGUGGGUCUUCCCUGAGACCACUGAGGUCCUGGCUUCGCCGGCCAACACCAGCUCCCUUCUCCCUGGAGAACGACUGGUGGGAUACAGCAUCGUGUGUGAUGCCUCCGCGUACAUUUCUAAUUCCAGACCUGACAAGAGGCAAAGGUACAGCACGCUGCAUUCUCAAGAGUCCGCCAGCUCUGUCUUCUACCACUCUCAGGAUGAGGGACUUGGCCCAGACAGUGGGGACUGUGCCAAGAGCUUUGGGGCACCCUUCAACCUGGGGCAAGCCAGAGAUGGUCGGCCAUGCAGUGGAGACUCUACCACCAAUCACGGUCCGGAUCUCUCCCAGCGAAGGAGGGCAUACAGUACCAACCAGAUCUCCAACCACAAGCCCUGCCCAAGGGCCACCACAGCCAGCGACCCCACGGGCUCGGAUAGGAGAUACCCACUGCGAAAAGCCAAGCUGCAGAACCUCACCAAUCAGAGCAGCCCGGAGGGCCAGCGGUGGCAGAUUGACUUGCAGCCCUUGCUGAAUACUGGCCAGGACCUGAGCCAGGGUCCCAAACUCCGCGGCCCGGGGGCCCGCAGACCCUCUCUGCUGCCCCAAGGCUGCCAGCUGUCACUGAUGGGUGCCCAGGAGCCCCAGGCCUGGAGCCCCAUGAAGGAGCUGGAUCCCGGAUCCAGCCUGAAGCCUGCCCGGGACAGCUGCAGCCCUGGAGACCUAGAACCAUCCCAUCACCCCUCCGCCUUUGAGACCGAGACAUCCUCGGACUGGGAGCCCAUGGCAGAAUCAGAGGAGCAGGCCAGUCCCAACAGGCCCACCACUCCAGGGCCUGUGCUGGGCAAGGCUUUAGUCACAGGCCUCCAGGACAACCAGCGCCUGCAGUGGGAAGUGAGCUUCGAGCUGGGACCCCCAGGUCCAGCGUCGGACAGUGCGGGCUGCGCUGACCUGUGGAGUGAGACCUUCCAUCACCUGGCGGCCCGGGCCGUCAUCCGUGACUUGGAGCAGCUGGCGGAGCGCGAGUCAGAGAUAGAGCAAGGGUCCAAUCGCAGAUACCAGGUGAAUGCUGUGCACACCAGCAAGGCUUGCAAUGUCAUUAGCAAGUACACAGCCUUCUUACCCGUGGACGUGAGCAAGAGCCAAUAUCUGCCCAUGGUGGUGGAGUACCCCAACUCUGGCGUUGCACUGAGGAAGGCCAGCUCCCAUGUCCCGACCCGGCAGUGGAAGGGGACCUCUACUGGCUUUGGACAUUCCCAGACAAUUCUCGGAGAAGAUUCCUCAGCCAUGGGAGAUGGCAAAUUCCAGACCCUAAGCCUGGAGGACAGCCCCGUUUUGCCCUUUGAUGAAAUUUUGUCCCCUGGCCGUGAAAGGCACCUUGCUGCUUCAGAAGGUCCCCCACAUAGCCUGCCCACAAGUGCCCUGUCCUGCAUGAAGGCCUCAGAGACUUUCUUUGGAUCCAGGUUGAAUCUCAACAAGUCCAGGCUGCUGACCCAAGCUGCCAGGGGCUUCCUGAGCAAGUCACUGGCCAAGUCUCCAGAGUCAACCUCGGGCAGCCAGAGCUUUGACUACAUGCCGCUGGUGUCACUGCAACUGGCCUCUGGAGCCUUUCUGCUCAGCCAAGCCUUCUGUGAGGCCACUCACAUCCCCAUGGAGAAGCUCAAGUGGACCUCGCCCUUCACCUGCCACCGAGCCUCCCUCACCAGCCGCCAGCCUGAUUCUAAGACCCCGAGUCCUGAGCUAUGCAUCAGCCCCUCCUGUGACAGCGUCUCCCUGGAGUCACCAGCACAGGCUAGGCCAUGCCUGGAGCCCAGGGCACUGAUGGAACACACGGGGAAGCUGUGGGCCACCGUGGUAGCCCUGGCCUGGCUGGAGCACAGCUCGGCCUCCUACUUCAUUGAAUGGGAGCUGGUGGCCGCCAAGGCCAGCUCGUGGCUGGAGCAGCAGGAGGUGCCCGAAGGCCACACGCAGGGUGUGCUCAAGGCCGCCGCCCGCCAGCUGUUCGUGCUGCUGCGACACUGGGAUGAGAACCUGGAGUUCAACAUGCUCUGUUACAAUCCCAAUGAUGUGUAGAGGGACAGGGAGAGGGCUAGGCCAUUGCAGCUGGUGGGGAAACCUUUUAAAGCUGCAGCCAAAAAAAAAAAAAAAAAAAAA